ACCUUUCACCUUAUACCUUAUACCUUUUACCUUUCAUAAUUUGUAGUACUUACCACGCAACACAUUUCUUUAAAAGAUGAAUGCACCGGAGCGUUUCGAAAUGUUUAUGAUCCCCGAGGGGGCGCGCAAAAUCGACAUAAUAAAGGAUUCAAAAAUGGCCAACUGCCUUCAAUUCAAUAUCCAGCGCGAAGACCACACAAUCGCCAAUAUCCUCCGGUACCGGCUCCUGAAUCACCCACAUGUGCUUUUUGUUGCAUACCGCGUUCCGCAUCCACUAGAAUACUACGUUGAGUUGAAGGUGCAGACGUCGGCUCGUACGACGCCGCUGGAUGUCGUGAAGGAGGCGAUCCAGUCGCUGAUGCUGGAGUACGGGAAUAUUCGGAGUGCCUUUGAUAAUGAACUGUUCAGAUUGGAGGCGUCGACGGAGGGGAGGCGUGGGGCCCAGAGGUAUGGGUUUGGUGCGAUGGAUACGGGCGCGUCAGAGUUUGGCGCCGCAGGGGAUAUGGGCGGCAGAGGCGACCGGGCAGACGAUGUGGAUAUUGACUUUUAAAAGAGAAUGGACA
Kickxella alabastrina is the source of this 563-nucleotide messenger RNA. RefSeq names its product DNA-directed RNA polymerase. The transcript has a single exon. Lineage: Eukaryota; Fungi; Kickxellomycota; Kickxellomycetes; Kickxellales; Kickxellaceae. The coding region runs from base 77 to 550 and encodes 157 amino acids. Gene Ontology annotation, molecular function: DNA binding; protein dimerization activity. Gene Ontology annotation, biological process: transcription by RNA polymerase II. Gene Ontology annotation, cellular component: RNA polymerase II, core complex. The record is from RefSeq and is a predicted model, not a curated record.